AUGAGAGAGAGGGGUGGGGGUGUUUAGCAUAGUGGGGCAUCUAGUAACAGUUUUUCUGAAAGUGAAGGAACCAUACACUCUCUAGUGCACCUGACCAACAACACCUAAAACUACACGACUCUAAAGAAACUGAGACUUGAAAAUUAAAAUGGCUAGACCAUCUGUGACCACGCAACCUCUUCCGUUUGGUCUAGAAAGGGAGAAACAUGUUGAUAUGAUCUUCAGGGCUUUCCACAGACAGAUUGGACCCACUGAUGAUACACAGGACCUCUCACAUGUGAUCCAGGCUGCAGACCCUGUGAUGGGGAAGAGAGAAAAUGGAGCCACUGGAGAGACGGAGAUAGACAAUAAGGAUAAAAGACUCGGAAAACUCUCUGUUCUGAAAACAGUCAAACGACUCCACAUUACUGCCAGACCAGAUCUGCAAGGUCCACAAUGUGUAGCCCGAAGAACAUACAGCAUCUCAUCAGAAACCAGAGAUCAGAUCUUUGUGGCUGUAGAGGAGAGCUCAUGUUUAUGUGUACAGUUCUGCGGUCCAGCUCGCUCCUGCUUAUUACAAGGCUUUGACAGGGAUUCAAAGUGCGUCUUUUUGUUUGAGAGGCCCCUCAGAGCGGAAGUGUGCUUGCUUGGAUGUUGCCUGAUGGAAAUGAGGGCCUUCACACCAGAUAGAGAAUUGAUCGGGACGGUUUAUCAAGGAUGGAGUAUGUUCACACCUUAUUUUGAGGUCUGUGACUCUGAGGGCAUCUCAACCGUAAGGAUCCAGGGUUCCUGCUGUAACACACGUUGCCUCUCUGAGCAGGAGCUCCAGGUGGUAUCAAGUAUUGGUGAGAAUAUUGGGCGGAUAUGGAAGAGGUGGCCUGGAUACAGAGAAGAAUGCAACAUGGAUCAUGAGUAUUUCGGACUCGAUGUACCUCAAGGAAUGAGUUUAAACCUCAAAGUGCUGUUGCUAGCUGCCACCUUCCUCCUGAAUCAUAUGUUUUUUGAGAUGAGCUAAAUGGAGAUGCUGUAAGACAAAACAUGCAGGGCAUGAAAGAUGGAAAUAAUUUGGAAUUUGGACAACAGAGGCAGACGCCACAUCUUUGUGAACCCAACAUUAUGAAACUACUGUGACUAACAGCAAAAUUAGGCUAUAGCAAAAGCAUAUCAUGUUGCUAUGACAACUAAAAGGAGCAUGGAUGGGUGAUGCUUUUCUGAGCUAUGGCCAACAUCUUUUAGUCAUUUGCUCUGACCUUCAGUGAAAUACUGUACAUUUAACACAAUCUUUUGUUACAACCAAAAAUAUACAAAUAUGUUUUUUAGAUGAACAGUACUUUGCAAAAGUCUUGGGUCACUAUGCUACAAUUAGAUAUGUUGUUUUUGCAAUUGUAUAGUGGUCUUUAUAAUUAUUUCUCAGUCUUUUUAUUGGAAUACAACCAGAAAAUACAGGAAAUGUGUAUGUAGUAUUAAAAACAAGAUUAAAAGUAUAAGCUAAAGUGUCAAGUAUUUAGCGUAAACUUCCCUUCCACUUGAGCAAUAGCAGGCAGCUGCAGGAUCCCUUAAACCUAAAUGAAAUUAAAUCCUAUUUUCUAAUUUUAAUCGAAUUACUUCAGGACUUCAGUCUCCUCAAAAAAGCACAAGAUCUGUUUGUGCCAAGAAAGGUCACACUAAAUACUGACUGAUGCCUGAAGAAGACAUUCAGUUCUGAAAAUUUUUUGUUUUUAAUUUUGUUUACAUAUUUCCUGUAUUUUCUGUUUUAUAUCUUAAUAAAAAGAGUGAAAAAUAAAUAUGGAUGGACAUUAAAACUUUCCUAAAACAACAAAGCUGGUGAUGCUGGCCUAAAGACUUUUGCACAGUACUGUAAAUGUUUUACUAUUUUGAUACACUGUAGACUAUAAAAAUAUGGAGUAAUAAAGGAAAAUAUUUCUUGAAGGAUGUUUGUUGAAUAAACUGGUUGUAACUUUGUGACACAGAAACUGGAAGUUUAGCAGAUCAGAAUUCUGUGACGUGCAACACCUAAAACUAUUUUAAAUAGAUUAUUUUAACAUUACGUAGCCUAUAUGCAACUUUUAGCUUUUACUUGUAUAUAUGGAACAGUUUGUUCCUUUAAUCUAUCACAUCAGGACUGCUAAAAAAUAAUUGGUGAAAUAAAAGAAAAAAUGUGAUUAAAAAUGAGUAUAUUCUUAAAAUGUUACAGGACGUGACCCUGGACCACACAACCAGUCAUGAGCAGCACAGGUAUAUUCGUAGCAAUAGACAAAAAUACAUUGUAUUGGUCAAAAUAAUAAAAAAGGUAAUCCAAAAAAAAUCAAUAGUAAGGUAAAGAUAAUGUUUCAUGAAGAUAUUUUGUAUUGCUAUAUCAAAAAAUUAUUUAUCAUUAAUACGUGUUGCUAAGGACUUCAUUUGGACAUAUUUAAAGGUCAUUUUCUUAAUAUUUUGAUAUUUUUGUGCUCAAGUCCAGAUUUUCAAAUAUUGUCCUAUCCUAACAGACAAUACAUCAAUGGAAAUCUUAUUUAUUCAGCUUUCAGAUGAUGUAUAAAUCUCAAUUUCCAUAAAUUGACACCUAUGAGUAGUUUUGUGGUGCAGGGUCACAAAUAAACUCACCCUACAAAUUCAUAUAAUUUUUAUAGUGAAAGCUUUAUGAUUUAAAUGUGAAUUAACACCUUGUGCAUGCUAUCCGAAUACUGUUAUAUGUGCCUGUGAAAUCCAGACUAAAGUCUCAAUCUAAUUAAGAGAUUUAAUUUUAGUCAUUGAUUUCAAUCUUUGACAUGGUUUAAAUCAAUUUUAAAGAUAGCAAAUUUAUAUUUUCACAGAAUGUUCUUGAAGUGGUCAAAUUAGAAAGUAUGUAUAUGAAGUUUUAGAUCGAAAUACCAUAUGAAUAAUUUAUUAUAGCAUGUUAAAAUUGCCAUUUUGUAGGUGCAAGCAAAAAUGCUGUUUUGUGGUGUCCUUUAACAUGCAAAUGAGCUGAUGAAAUGCAAACACUGAUUGCCAUAAUGGUGGUUUGUCGAAAUUGAAACUCAAUUGUGCUGUCAAUUAUUUUAAGACUUGCUACAUCACAAAACUUAAUUUUCACACGCUUGCAGAGAAUGGUUUACCAAAACUAAGUUACUGGGUUGAUCUUUUUCACAUUUUUUUUAGCACUGGGGACCCAAUUAU
Messenger RNA from Paramisgurnus dabryanus, 3132 nucleotides. RefSeq names its product phospholipid scramblase family member 5. Gene Ontology annotation, cellular component: plasma membrane. The record is from RefSeq and is a predicted model, not a curated record. Gene Ontology annotation, biological process: plasma membrane phospholipid scrambling. NCBI's taxonomy places the organism in Eukaryota, Metazoa, Chordata, Actinopteri, Cypriniformes, Cobitidae. Gene Ontology annotation, molecular function: phospholipid scramblase activity.